Molecule: messenger RNA, 367 nt
Organism: Penicillium nucicola
Lineage: Eukaryota; Fungi; Ascomycota; Eurotiomycetes; Eurotiales; Aspergillaceae
Gene: S10a
Product: 40S ribosomal protein uS10
Exons: 3
Coding region: 8-358 (116 amino acids)
Biological process (GO): translation
Cellular component (GO): cytosolic small ribosomal subunit; ribosome
Molecular function (GO): structural constituent of ribosome; RNA binding
Source: RefSeq, a predicted model, not a curated record
AUUCAAGAUGUCUUUCCAGAAGCCCGAGAAGGAUUUCGGCGAGGGCCCUAAGGUCCACAAGAUCCGCAUCACCUUGACCUCCCGCAAGGUUGCCUCCCUCGAGAAGGUCUGCCAGGAGCUCAUCGACCGUGCCCGCUCCAAGUCCCUCCAGGUCAAGGGUCCCGUCCGUCUCCCUACCAAGACCCUCCAGAUCUCCACCCGUAAGACCCCCAACGGUGAGGGUUCCAAGACCUGGGACAAGUACGAGAUGCGCAUCCACAAGCGUCUGAUCGACCUCCUCGCCCCCACUGAGACCGUCAAGCAGAUCAUCAUCAACAUCGAGGCCGGUGUUGAGGUUGAGGUUACCAUUGCCGCUUAAAUGAUCUAG